AGUAAACGCCGUAAAUACGAAAUAUCCAGGAGGAUUAAUUGUUAACCCCAGGUAAAUUAUGAGCAGUCUGAAAUGUGAAGGAUUCAUUUUACCCGGAGUACAAAAUUACCCAGAGUUCAGGUACGAAAAAGAGUACAUCGAGCUGUGACCUCAUCUCAUACUUUCCAUAGUAAAGGGGAGGAACGUCCUUUCUCAAUAAACGCUCCUAUUGGUUAGAGCCGACCACUGCCGUCAUCACGCACCGUUGCCAAACAAUGGGCAGGAAAGAGCCACGUUGACGAAGACGACAGAAGUGUGCGUUAUUUUUCCGCCAGGAAACUGAAAGAUUGUUUUUACUUUGAAGACGACGAAGCAAUUCUUUGGAGGAAGCGCAUUACAGCAGCCAUGUCAUCGCCACCCAAAGAGAAAAUCGAGACCAAAGCUGGACAUCUUCCUGCUGUGAAAGCAGGAGGCAUGCGGAUAGUUCAGAAGCACCAGUCUGCAAAUGAAGUGCCAGAGAAGAAGAAUGACAAAGAUGAUGAAGAAUAUGAGACUGAGGUCCCACCGAAGCUAACUGUUGUGGUCUCGGGAGUUGUCACAAAGGGGGAUAAAGACUUCACCCCUGCUGCUGCCCAGGUGGCCCAUCAGAAACCUGUGCCUGCGGUACAGAAGCUGCCCUCGGCCCACCACAUCAACCAGCACAUCCACCAGCCCCGGAAGUGAUUCUUACACAACUCUAGACCAACCCCGGCCCCCCACACAGGGCCAGGACCACACCACCCCAAACACCUGCUAAGGUUGCCAGGGAUCUCUUGCCGUCAAGCAUUCCGUACGCCCCCCUCCCCCUCCCGUCUGUGCCUGCAAGUGUCCGGUUUCCAACAGCAUCAUGACACGCGUUCCUUUUCCUGUUUCUUAGCUGUAGAUCAUUGCAACACUAAAAUUGAAAGCUCCAUUUCAAAUCACUAAUCAGAAACGUGUUAAUUAUGUGAGUCCACUUCAUGAGGGAUGCUUGGAGCGGUUUUAUUUCGUUUUAAUUUUGUCUUGCUUAAAUAGUUCCAGAGAGAUGUAAAUUGUAUGAAUCUUUUUUUUUUCUUCUUCUUCUUCUUUUGAAGUCGGUGAAUGUUGUAUAUUAGGCAUUAGGUACUAGGUGUGGCUUUCUGAAUAAAGAGUUAAUAUAAAACCACACACACCUUUUUGCUCUUGAAAACACAAUCAUAAGAUAGAGUUGCAAUGCCUGAUGGAAAUAUCACUGCUUUCACAAACAUGUUAGGCUGAAAUCAUUUACAAAACUCUAAUAGGGAAUCUGUGUGCCUUGCGUUAAAUACAUUUCGGAAUUUUUUGGAGAAUCAAUUCAUUUAGUUUAAAAAAAGGAAUUUCAAUGUUUGCUUAAAUAAAAAGUCAUGCUAGAAUUACCAUAUGAUUGCUGUGUGUGUGUUUUGAUGAAUCCAAGAUAAUAGAAAAAGUAACACGAUGAAGGUUAAAAUUAUCUUCGAAACUAUGUCUAAUGCCAUUUUGAGCUGUUCAUGACCACAAUCUGAGAUGAAUUGUAGAAUUUACGGAGAGUAAAAGUAGAGGAAUUUCAAAUCGCAUUGCAUGCGCUGAAAUAAAUAAAAAUGUAAACAAUU
Messenger RNA from Carassius gibelio (silver crucian carp), 1604 nucleotides. RefSeq names its product death-associated protein (gene dap). Gene Ontology annotation, molecular function: death domain binding. Gene Ontology annotation, biological process: negative regulation of autophagy; cellular response to amino acid starvation; apoptotic signaling pathway. The record is from RefSeq and is a predicted model, not a curated record. Bases 385 to 702 code for a protein of 105 amino acids. NCBI's taxonomy places the organism in Eukaryota, Metazoa, Chordata, Actinopteri, Cypriniformes, Cyprinidae. The transcript has 5 exons.